ACCCAACGUAUGCGUCCGAGGGGCUUCCCAGUCGCGUACAAUUUUUCGUUUAAAAACCGACGCUCUUUCGCCAUUCCCAUUCAGUCAGACUUUUAACUACGAGCUAACGCGGUGUCGAGCAUCAUGGGGUCGCCUAUUUCUUUAGCGUUUGCGUUAUACGUUUCCACGUUGCUCGCUUCGAUCGAAAAUGCCCUCGCGUUGCCAUUUUACCAAACUGAUAUCGAAAGCGAAACCGCGGUGCCAAACAUCGUGAGCAGGCUGGAGUGGCGAGCCAGGCCACCGGUUGCCCGAGUGCCGUUGGAAACGACGCCGACACCUUACGUGGUCGUUCAUCACGGAGGCACGGCUAAACGCUGUUACGAUCAGAAAACGUGCUCCGAGAUCGUAAGGAGUUACCAAAACUAUCAUAUAGACGAUAGACAGUGGUUCGAUAUCGGUUACAACUUCGUUAUCGGCGAGGAUGGGAACGUUUACGAGGGUCGAGGCUGGGAUUACGUCGGGGCGCAUGCACCUGGUUACAACACUCAGAGCAUCGGAAUAUGCGUUAUCGGUGAUUUUAGCGAUACUCUUCCCAAUGAGCUAGCUUUGAAGGCGGUGAACGCCUUGAUCAGUUACGGAGUAUCCCUUGGCAAAAUCCACGAUGAUUAUCACGUGCUGGGACAUCGACAAGCCAGGAAUACUCUCUGUCCAGGCAAUGAAUUUUACAAGUACGUUCAGAAAUUUCCACGCUGGACCGACCAUCCUAUACCGAAACAUUGAACGACAUUGUCGUUGAUUACCGAAAUCUCCCACGACACAACUCGUGAAACGCAUAAGCAUAAACAGGAAAAUGAUUUAAGAAGAUCAUUCCGCCGAGAAAUACGUCCAAGUAUAAUAUCAAGAUCAGAAUGGGGAGCCAACGCACCAAAGUCAACUCUUAGGAAUCUCGCAGAGGAGCCUGCUCCGUUCGUUAUUAUUCAUCAUUCGGCGAGCGAUAGUUGCACGACUCGAGCGAUUUGUCAAGCCAGAGUGAGAAGCUUUCAGAACUAUCACAUGAACCAGAAAGGCUGGAAGGACAUAGGUUACAAUUUUUUGGUUGGCGAAGAUGGAAACAUUUACGAAGGAAGAGGAUGGGGUAAACACGGUGCACAUUCCACGCCUUACAAUUCGAAGAGCAUCGGAAUUUGCAUGAUUGGCAAUUUCGUUGGUCAUAAUCCAAGCGCGGCUGCGAUAAAGGCAGUUAAGGAUUUGAUCGAGUACGGUGUAACGCUUGGGAAAAUACAAGAGAACUAUACGUUGCUUGGCCAUCGACAAACGACGUCAACUUCCUGUCCAGGCGACAGCCUCUAUCAACUGAUUCAAACGUGGCCUCACUGGUCGUCGAUCUGAUAAUUCUUCAACGGAAAGCAUCGUUGCAUAAUCGAUUUAUUUUAGACGCUGUAUCGUACAUGUUUUCGAAAAGAAGUAAACGUUGUUCGCAUCGCA
Messenger RNA from Bombus pascuorum, 1464 nucleotides. RefSeq names its product peptidoglycan recognition protein 3-like (gene Pgrp-s2). NCBI's taxonomy places the organism in Eukaryota, Metazoa, Arthropoda, Insecta, Hymenoptera, Apidae. The transcript is spliced from 7 exons. Gene Ontology annotation, molecular function: N-acetylmuramoyl-L-alanine amidase activity; zinc ion binding. The record is from RefSeq and is a predicted model, not a curated record. Gene Ontology annotation, biological process: peptidoglycan catabolic process.